Messenger RNA from Colossoma macropomum (tambaqui), 15700 nucleotides. RefSeq names its product ryanodine receptor 3 (gene ryr3). Gene Ontology annotation, cellular component: sarcolemma; smooth endoplasmic reticulum; sarcoplasmic reticulum membrane. Gene Ontology annotation, molecular function: protein binding; ryanodine-sensitive calcium-release channel activity; calcium ion binding. The record is from RefSeq and is a predicted model, not a curated record. Lineage: Eukaryota; Metazoa; Chordata; Actinopteri; Characiformes; Serrasalmidae. The coding region runs from base 94 to 14664 and encodes 4856 amino acids. Gene Ontology annotation, biological process: calcium ion transmembrane transport; intracellular calcium ion homeostasis. The transcript is spliced from 103 exons.
GCUGGUGAGGAGGAGGGAGAGGAGAGGAGAAGAGAAGCGCCGCGUCGCUGCCAGCGGUGGCUUUCCGGAGUCCAGGCAGGCUCUUCAACAGCCAUGGCUGAAGGGGGAGAAGGAGAAGACGAAAUUCAGUUCUUACGAACUGAUGAUGAAGUGGUGCUCCAGUGUGUUGCUACCAUUCAGAAGGAGAACCGUAAGUUUUGCCUCUCUGCAGAGGGACUUGGAAAUCGACUUUGCUACCUAGAGCCCACUUCAGAAGCUAAGUAUGUUCCUCCUGACCUGUGCAUCUGUAACUUUGUGCUGGAGCAGUCGCUCUCAGUGCGGGCCCUGCAGGAGAUGCUGGCUAACACAGGGCCAAACGGGGAAGGAAAUCCUGAUCAUGAACGAUGGGCAGGGCAGGGGGGCGGACAUCGGACACUGCUGUACGGUCACGCCAUCCUACUGAGGCAUUCCUUUAGUGGAAUGUAUCUGGCCUGUCUAAAGACUUCAAGGUCUCUGACAGACAAGCUGUCGUUUGAUGUCGGCUUACAAGAGGAUUCAACAGGGGAAGCUUGUUGGUGGACCAUCCACCCAGCCUCGAAACAGAGAUCUGAAGGUGAAAAGGUUCGAAUUGGUGAUGAUCUCAUCUUGGUCAGUGUGUCUUCAGAGAGGUACCUGCACCUGUCUAUGUCCAAUGGAAAUAUACAAGUGGAUGCUUCUUUCAUGCAAACACUGUGGAACGUACAGCCUACCUGCUCUGGCAGCAACGUGGCAGUAGGAUAUUUACGGGGUGGACAUGUGAUCCGUUUGUUCCAUGGCCAUGAUGAGAGUAUGACAAUACCGGGAUCUGACCAGUCUGAGGAACAGCAGAGGCUGGUGAACUAUGAGGCUGGAAAAGGAGGGUCCAAGGCCAGGUCUCUGUGGAGGUUGGAGCCACUUCGGAUCAGCUGGAGUGGAAGUCAUAUGCGAUGGGGUCAGCCCUUCCGUCUGCGUCAUCUGUCCACUGGCCACUACCUGGGCCAGACAGAGGACCGUGGCCUGGUGCUGGUGGACAGAGAGAAGUCUGAUACCACUUCCACCUCUUUCUGCUUUAGGCCAAGCAAGGAAAAAGUGGACUCUGGUCCAAAGCGGGAUAUUGACGGCAUGGGGGUGGCAGAGAUCAAGUAUGGUGAUUCUGUUUGCUUCAUUAUGCACGUGGCCACGGGACUCUGGCUAUCCUACCAGGCGCCGGACGCAAAAUCUUCCCGCUUGGGUCUGCUCAAGAGAAGGGCCUUCCUCUAUCCAGAGGGCCACAUGGAUGACGGGUUAAUUCUGCAGCUCUGUCAGCAUGAGGAGUCUAGAGCGGCCCGCAUCAUCCGCAACACCACACAGCUCUUCACGCAGUUCAUCAGAGGGCUGGAUGCAUUGAAGGGAGAGAAGGCCUCAGAGGUGAGCCUUCCUGUGGGAGAAGUGCUGCAGACCCUCAACGAUCUCAUUGCUUACUUCCAGCAGCCUGAUUCAGAGCUGGAUCAUGAGGAGAAGCAGCGGCAGCUCCGCUCACUCAUCAAACGCCAGGAUCUUUUCAAAGAGGAGGGAAUGCUCACUCUGGUCUCUGUUUGCAUUGACCGGCUCAAUGUGUACAACAGUGCAGCUGAGUUUGAGGAAUUAGCAGGCGAGGAGGCUGCGGAGGCUUGGAAAGACAUUCUUAACCUUCUCUAUGAGCUGCUUGCUGCCCUGAUCCGAGGAAACAGACCCAACUGUACUCAGUUCUCUCGCAAACUGGACUGGCUGGUCAGCAAAUUGGAACGGCUGGAAUCCUCUUCAGGCAUUCUCGAGGCCCUACACUGUAUCCUGACAGAGAGUCCAGAGGCUCUGAACAUCAUCCAGAAAGACCACAUCAAAUCCAUCAUCUCUCUCCUCUACAAGCACGGACGUAACCACAAGAUUUUGGACAUUCUCUGCUCUCUCUGUGUCUGCAAUGGAGUGGCGGUCAGAGCCAAUCAGAAUUUCAUUGCUGAACACCUGCUGCCCAGGAGGGAUGUGCUGCUCCAAACACAGUUGGUCAAUGAUGUUCAAAGUAUGAGACCCAACAUCUUCCUGGGCAUGAGCGAGGGUUCAGCCCAGUAUAAGAAGUGGUACUAUGAGCUGAUAAUUGACCAAGUGGACCACUUUGUGACCAGCUCACCCACCCACCUGCGCGUAGGCUGGGCCACCACAAAAGGCUAUGCUCCGUACCCCGGAGGUGGAGAGGGCUGGGGAGGGAAUGGUGUAGGGGACGAUCUCUACUCCUACAGCUUUGAUGGUCUCCAUUUGUGGUCAGGGAGAAUCCCACGGGCUGUGGCCUCCAUUAACCAGCACUUGCUGAACUCAGAUGAUGUGGUAAGCUGCUGCUUGGACCUCGGCGCACCCAGCAUGUCCUUCCGCAUCAACGGCCAGCCUGUGCAGGGAAUGUUUGAAGACUUCAACACUGAUGGCUUCUUCUUCCCCGUCGUCAGCUUCUCAGCAGGGGUCAAGGUUCGUUUCCUGUUGGGAGGUCGCCAUGGUGACUUUAAGUUCAUGCCCCCAGCCGGCUACGCACCUUGUUACGAGGCCCUGCUCCCAAAAGAAAAGAUGCGUGUGGAGCCUGUGAAGGAGUAUAAGAGAGAUUUAGAGGGAGUGAGGGACUUGUUGGGAACAACUCAAUUCCUCUCUCAGGCCUCCUUCAUCCCCAUACCAGUCAAUACCAGCCAGAUUGUUCUGCCUCCACAUCUUGAAAAUGUGCGUGACAAACUAGCUGAGAACAUCCAUGAACUCUGGGGCAUGAACAAAAUUGAGCUUGGCUGGACUUACGGCAAGGUACGAGAUGACAACAAGAGACAGCACCCUUGCCUGGUUGACUUCUCCAAGCUGCCUGAAACUGAAAAGAAUUAUAACCUGCAGAUGUCAACUGAGACUUUAAAGACCUUAUUAGCUUUGGGAUGUCAUGUUGUACACAUCAAUGCCAAUGCUGAGGAAGAUCUGAAGAAAAUAAAACUUCCCAAGGACUAUAUGAUGUCAAAUGGUUAUAAACCCUCGCCACUAGAACUUUCUGAUGUAAAACUCACACCUGGUCAGGAGGUUCUGGUUGAUAAACUGGCCGAAAACGCUCACAACGUUUGGGCCAAAGAUCGCAUCAAGCAAGGAUGGACCUAUGGCAUUCAGCAGGAUUUGAAGAGCAAACGCAAUCCUCGGCUGGUGCCAUAUGCUUUGUUAGAUGAACGCACAAAGAAAUCCAACAGAGACAGCCUUCGAGAGGCCAUUCGAACACUAAUUGGAUAUGGAUAUAACAUCGACCCCCCUGACCAAGAGACUGCCCACGUGGUUGAGAAGUUGAGUGUUGAAAACAUUCGUUUCUUCCGUGUGGAGAAGACCUACGCAGUAAAGUCUGGGAAGUGGUAUUUUGAGUUUGAGGCUGUGACUGGAGGAGAAAUGUGCGUGGGGUGGGCCCGGCCUGGCUGUAGACCAGACAUUGACCUGGGAAUGGAUGACCAGGCCUUCGUUUUUGAUGGCUACCGAGGUCGCAGGGUACACAUGGGCAGUCACUUCUUCGGAAGAACAUGGAACAAGGGUGAUGUGGUGGGGUGCAUGAUCAACAUGGAGGACAAAUCUAUGAUCUUCACCCUCAACGGAGAGAUUCUCAUCACUAACAAGGGCUCUGAGCUCUGCUUUGCUGACUUUGAGACCGAAGACGGGUUCAUCCCAGUCUGCAGCCUGGGCCUCUCCCAGAUUGGCCAUAUGAAUCUGGGUAAAGAUGCCAACACCUUUAAGUAUUACACUAUGUGUGGCCUGCAGGAAGGCUUUGAGCCUUUUGCUGUGAAUAUGAACCGAGAGGUCCCCAUGUGGUUCAGCAAACGCCUUCCCACAUUUGUCAAUGUGCCGGAAGACCAUGAGCACAUUGAGGUGACUAGAAUUGACGGGACCGUGGACACCCCACCAUGUCUGAAAGUGACCCACAAGACCUUUGGGACACAGGCUAGCAACACUGACAUGAUCUAUUGCCGAUUAAGCAUGCCAGUUGAGUUUUAUCCGGGUCCCAGGAAAGUCACAAACAUCAACGAAGUGAUCGCUGAUGACCAAAAAGCCAAGAAAGACGACAGUGGAAAGAUAGAUUAUAAAAGCAUUACAAAGUACUUCUACUCGGUGAGAGUGUUUGCAGGUCAGGAUCCUGCAUCAGUUUGGAUUGGCUGGGUAACCCCAGAUUAUCACUACUACAGCAAGAACUUCAGCUUGAGCAAGGUCCGCACAGUGACGGUAACUCUUGGGGAUGAGAGGGGCCGUGUUCACGAAAGUGUGAGGAGGAGUAAUUGCUACAUGGUGUGUGCUGGAGAAAUUUCCAGCAGCUCUACAGGACGCAAUAAUAUUGAUCUGGAAAUCGGCUGUCACAUUGACCUGGACUCUGGCCUGGUCUCAUUCACUGCCAAUGGGAAGGAGUUGCCCACUGCAUAUCAGGUUGAGCCCAACACAAAACUCUUCCCUGCUGUGUUUGUUGAGCCCACAAGCCCCAACCUGUUCCAGUUUGAAUUUCCAAAGAUCCAGGAUGCCAUGCCCUUGUCUUCAGCAAUUUUCAAGAGCUUACACAGUAACCCCGAGCCUCAGUGUCCUCCACGGCUGGAUGUGCAGACUAUUGUGGCUGUUCUGUGGAGCAGGAUGCCAAACACCUUCCUCUCAGUGGAGACAGCCCGUGUCAGUGAGAGGCAUGGCUGGGUAGUGCAGUGUCUCGAACCUCUGCAGAUGAUGGCUGUGCACAUUCCUGAGGAAAACAGGUGCUUAGAUAUCAUGGAGCUCUCCGAGCACGAGGACUUGAGACAGUUCCACUACCAUACUCUGAAGCUCUACUGCGCUCUGUGUGCUUUGGGAAACACUCGAGUAGCCCAUGCCCUCUGCAGUCAUCUUGACCAAUCCCAGCUCCUCUACACUAUUGAUAACCAAUACCUAUCUGGCCAGCUGCGCGAGGGCUUUUAUGAUGUCCUCAUUAGCAUCCACCUGGAGACAGCUAAAGAAGCUCACCUCAUGAUGAACAAUGAGUUCAUCAUCCCAGUCACAGAUGAAACGCGAAGCAUCCGCCUCUUCCCUGACAACUCCAAGCGUCACUCUUUACCUGGCGUGGGCCUGAGCACGAGUCUCGCACCUCGCCUCAACUUUUCCCCUCCAUGUUUCAUGAUCACCAAGCGAGAGUACCUCUACAGCCCCCAGCUCCCCCUGCGUAUACUGAAGGAGAAAGCCAUCAGCAUGCUGACGGAGGCGGUGCAGGGUGGCGGAGCCCACAUCCGAGACCCUGUAGGGGGCAGUGUGGCGUACCAGUUUGUGCCAAUUCUUAAACUGAUUGGCACUCUGCUGAUCAUGGGAGCGCUAAGCAGUGAGGAAGUGAGGCUCAUCCUGCUUCUCAUCGAGCCCAACGUGUUCACUGAGAGCAAAGAGGAGGAGCUGCAGCUUGCGUUGCCAGAAGAGGCAGCCGAGAAGGAGGAGACGAGCAGCAACGAAGAAAAAACAGUGGAGGCAGGAGAAGAAGAAAGUAAGGAAUCCAAGCAGGCACCUAAAGGCCUUCUGGAAAAGAGCCUGCCAGAGUCAGUCAAACGUCAGAUGUGUGAACUGCUGCACUAUUUCUGUGACUGUGAGCUGAAGCAGCGUAUUGAGGCCAUUGUGGCCUUCUCAGACAGCUUUGUGGCCAAGCUACAGUAUAACCAGAAAUUCCGCUACAAUGAACUCAUGCAGGCCCUCAACAUGUCUGCUGCUGUCACUGCCAAGAAGACCAAGGAAUUCCGCUCUCCUCCUCAAGAGCAGAUUAACAUGCUGCUGAACUUCAGUACUGGGGAGGACUGCCCCUGCCCCGAGGAACUCCAAGAGGAGCUUGAAGCCUUUCAUGAUGACCUGCGACUACACUGUGGCAUUCCCAUGGAGGAAGAAGAAGAGGAACAGGACACAUCUGUCAAGGGUCGUCUGCUAUCCUUGUUAUACAAAAUCAAAGGUCGCCCACAGAAAACUGAGGAAGAACCAUCAGAGCAAGAACAAGCAGCUCCAACUAACCUGAAGGAGCUGAUCUCUCAGACGAUGGUGAGUUGGGCUCAGGAGCACACCAUCCAGGACCCGGAGCUGGUGCGCAGCAUGUUCAGCCUGCUGAGGAGACAGUAUGAUGGCAUCGGAGAGCUGCUGCGUGCCAUGAGAAAGAGCUACACCAUCAGUGAAAAGUCUGUGCAGGAUGCCAUCAACCUGCUGGCCUCGCUGGGCCAGAUCCGCUCACUGCUUAGUGUCCGAAUGGGAGAAGAGGAGGGCCAGCUCAUGAUCGACGGCCUGGGGGAUAUUAUGAACAACAAAGUGUUCUAUCAGCACCCAAAUCUGAUGCGUGUUCUAGGCAUGCAUGAGACAGUCAUGGAGGUCAUGGUCAACGUGCUCGGAGGAGACAAGUCUAAGGAGAUUGCUUUUCCCAAAGUGGUGGCCAGUUGCUGCCGUUUCCUCUGCUACUUCUGCCGCAUCAGCCGUGAGAAUCAGAAAGCUAUGUUUGACCACCUGAGCUACCUGCUGGAGAACAGUAGUGUGGGACUGGCUUGUCCAGCCAUGAGGGGCUCCACUCCACUGGAUGUGGCUGCGUCCUCUGUGAUGGACAACAACAGUCUGGCCCUGGCAUUAGAGGAGCCAGACCUGGAAAAGGUGGUAACAUAUCUGGCUGGCUGUGGGCUACAAAGCUGCCCAAUGCUGGUAGCCAAGGGAUACCCUGACAUCGGCUGGAAUCCCAUAGAAGGAGAGCGCUACCUGUCCUUCCUCCGAUUUGCUGUCUUUGUCAAUGGUGAGAGUGUGGAGGAGAACGCUAAUGUGGUGGUGAAGCUGUUGAUCAGGCAUCCUGAGUGCUUUGGGCCGGCUCUAAGGGGAGAGGGUGGGCAAGGUCUGCUGGCUGCCGUGCUGGAGGCCAUUAAAAUCUCUGAGAAUCCUGCACUGGACCUGCCCACUCUUCCUGAAGGAGGAGCACCUGUGGUCUGGGAGGAGGGAGAGGAGGAGGAAGAGGUGGCCCACAUGGGCAACUCCAUCAUGUCCUUCUACUCAGCCCUCAUCGAUCUUCUGGGGCGUUGUGCCCCUGAGAUGCAUUUAAUCAACAAGGGCAAAGGUGAAGCCUUGCGUAUCCGUGCCAUCCUGCGCUCUCUAGUGCCUACGAAAGACUUGGUGGGCAUCAUCAGCAUACCCCUCAAAGUGCCUGUGGUCAACAAAGAUGGUAGUGUCACUGAGCCAGAUAUGAAUGCUAGUUUCUGUCCUGAGCACAAGGCCCCAAUGGUGCUCUUCCUGGACCGAGUCUAUGGCAUAGAGGACCAAAGCUUCCUUUUGAACCUGCUGGAGGUGGGCUUUCUGCCUGACCUGCGUGCCUCCGCCUCUCUGGACACGGAAGUGCUAAGCACCACAAAGACAGCCCUGGCCCUGAACAGAUACAUUGGCUCAGCCGUGCUUCCGCUGCUGACCCGUUGUGCUGCUCUCUUUGCUCAUACGGAGCACUAUGCCAUGCUGGUGGAUUCCACACUCCACACCAUCUACCGGCUUUCCAAAGGCCGCUCACUCACCAAGGCCCAGAGAGACUCCAUUGAAGAGUGCCUGCUUGCCAUCUGCAAGCACCUGCGGCCCUCUAUGCUGCAGCAGCUCCUGCGCCGCCUUGUCUUUGAUGUGCCACAGCUCACAGAGUACUGCAAGAUGCCCAUAAAGCUUUUGACCAAUCACUAUGAGCAGAAUUGGAAAUAUUACUGCCUGCCCACUGGCCUGGGAAGCUAUGGCAUAGCCUCAGAGGAGGAGCUACAUCUCACCAAGAAACUCUUCUGGGGCCUUUUUGAUGCACUCUCUCAGAAGAAAUACGACGCAGAGCUUUUCAAAAUGGCCAUGCCUUGUCUGAGUGCCAUAGCUGGAGCACUACCACCAGACUAUGUUGACACAAGCCCAAGCACUACUCUGGUGAAGCAAGUCUCUGUGGAUGCUCAGGGCAACUUUGACCCUAAGCCCAUCAGCACUGCCAAUAUCUCCCUGCCUGAAAAAUUGGAGUACAUUGCCAACAAGUAUGCCGAGCACUGCCAUGAGAAGUGGUCUUCUGAAAAGUUUGCACUAGGCUGGACUGCAGGAGAGAAGGUGGAUGAAAAAGCCAAAACUCACCCUCUACUGAAACCAUACAAAGCACUGAGCGAGAAGGAGAGGGAGACCUACCGCUAUCCUGUGAAGGAGUCUCUGAAGAGCAUGUUGGCCAUGGGCUGGAACAUCGAGAGGACCAAAGAGGGAGAGGCCAUGUUCCAGCAGCGUGAGACAGACAAAAAGACCUCAGAGUCUUCCCAGGGAUUUAAUCCAUCACCUGUGGAUUUGGAUAAUGUAGUCCUGUCCCGAGAGUUACAGGGAAUGGUAGAGACUGUAGCAGAGAAUUAUCACAACAUUUGGGCAAAGAAAAAGAAAAUGGAGCUAAGUAGCAAAGGAGGUGGGACUCAUCCUCUACUGGUGCCGUAUGACACUCUGACUGCUAAGGAAAAGUACAGAGACAGAGAGAAGGCUCAGGAGCUAUUCAAAUUCCUGCAGGUUAAUGGAUACGCAAUAAGCAGAGGUCUGAAGGAUAUGGAGCAGGAUUCUUCCUCUAUGGAAAAGAGGACUGCCUACAAAUUCCUUAAGAGACUGCUUAGUUAUGUGGACUCUGCACAGGAAUUCAUAGCACAUCUCGAGGCAAUGGCUACCAGUGGAAAAACAGACAAAUCUCCUCAUGAACAAGAAAUAAAAUUCUUUGCAAAGGUUCUCCUGCCCCUGAUUGACCAGUACUUUAAGAACCACUGCCUCUACUUCUUGUCCUCACCCAGCAUCAACCUGAGCAGCAGUGGCUAUGCUUCCAACAAAGAGAAGGAGAUGAUCACCAGUCUCUUCUGUAAGCUGGCAUCUCUUGUCAGACAUAGGAUUUCUCUGUUUGGGAGUGACUCUGCCACAAUGGUGAGCUGUCUGCACAUCUUGGCACAUUCAUUGGAUUUCAGGACAGUGAUGAAGUCUGGCUCAGAGCUGGUGAAGGCAGGAGUUAGGACAUUCUUUGAGAAUGCAGCAGAAGACCUGGAAAAGACUUUGGAGAACCUCAAGCUGGGCAAACUGGGACAGUCCCGAACCCAGAUGAAAGGAGUUGCCCAGAUCAUCGCCUAUACCUCGGUGGCCCUGUUGCCCAUUCUAACUGCUCUUUUUCAGCACAUCACCCAGCACCAGUUUGGCGUGGACUUGCUGUUGGACGAUGUUCAGCUGUCCUGUUAUCGCAUCCUAACCAGCCUCUACUCCUUGGGAACUGGAAAGAACAUCUAUGUUGAGAAACAGCUUCCUGCACUGGGGGAGUGCUUGGCCACUCUGGUGGGUGCCAUGCCAGUGGCCUUCCUGGAGCCUCAUCUGAACAUGCACAAUCCCUGCUCUGUCUUCAACACCAAAACACCUCGAGAGAGGGCAAUUCUGAGUAUGCCUGACACGGUGGAGGAGAUGUGUCCUGAGAUGCCUCGACUGGACGGCCUGAUGAAGGACAUCCAUGACAUCUCAGAGUCUGGGGCACGCUACACUGAGAUGCCCCACAUCAUUGAGGUCGUCCUGCCCAUGCUGUGUAACUAUCUUUCCUACUGGUGGGCAAAAGGCCCUGAGAACUCACCGAGUGAUGUAAGCUGCUGUACCACGGUCACCUCUGAGCACCUUAGCCUCAUCCUUGGCAACAUCCUCAAGAUCCUCAACAACAACCUUGGCAUUGAUGAAGCCUCCUGGAUGAAGAGGAUUGCAGUGUACACCCAGCCAAUCAUUUGCAAGGCCGGUGCAGAUCUCUUGCGAACACACUUCCUUCCCACACUGGAGAAACUGAAAAAGAAGACGGUGAAGGUGGUGGCUGAAGAGGAGCUGCUGAGGGCUGAGAGCAGGGCUGAUACCCAGGAGGCCGAACUACAGAUUCUGGAUGAAUUUGCUGUCCUCUGCAGGGACCUGUAUGCCUUUUACCCCAUGCUCAUCCGCUAUGUGGACAACAACAGGUCCAAAUGGCUAAAGAAGCCUGAUUCAGAUUCAACAGAGCUUUUUAAAAUGGUGUCAGAGAUUUUCAUCCUCUGGUGUAAAUCUCACAAUUUCAAAAGAGAAGAGCAAAACUUUGUUGUGCAAAAUGAAAUCAACAACCUAGCCUUCCUCACUGGAGACAGCAAGACCAAGAUGUCAAAGUCAGGAGGCCAGGAUCAGGAGAGGAGAGGGAAGAAGAGAAAAAGAGAAUUGUACUCUGUCCAGACAUCCCUAAUCGUAGCAGCUCAUAAGAAGUUGCUGCCCAUUGGCCUCAACAUGUGCUCCCCUGGAGAUCAGGAGCUCGUCUCUCUGGCCAAGAUCCGUUACAGUCUGAAAGACACUGAUGAUGAGGUGAAGGAUUACCUGAAGCAGAACCUCCAUCUUCAGGAGAAGACAGAGGACCCAGGAGUGCAGUGGCAGCUGAACCUCUAUAAGGAUGUGAUAGUGAAGAGCGAGGAACCUCCAGAUGCUGAACACACUGUGGAGAGAAUACAGGGCAUCUCGGCUGCGGUCUUCCAUCUGGAGCAGGUGGAACAGCCUCUGAGGAACAAGAAGCUGGUGUGGCAGAAGCUGCUGUCUAAACAACGCAAGCGUGCUGUGGUUGCUUGCUUCCGCAUGGCACCACUGUAUAAUCUACCAAGGCAUCGCUCUAUUAAUCUCUUCCUCAUGGGCUAUCAGAAACUUUGGAUAGUAGCAGAGGAGUACUCCUUUGAGGAGAAGCUAGUGCAGGACCUGGCAAAAACCCCUAUGGUUGUGGAAAAGGAAGAGGAGGAAGCAGAAGCUGAGGUUCAGCCAGAUCCUCUCAACCACCUCAUCCUCCACUUCAGUCAUAAUGCCCUCACUGAGAGAAGUUUCCUGGAAGAAGAUCCCUUGUAUAUUGCUUAUGCAGAUAUGAUGGCAAAGAGCUGUGCCGAAGAUGAAGAGGAGGAGGAAGAGGGAAAAGAAAAAACAUUUGAGGAAAAAGAGAUGGAGAAGCAGAAAAUUCUGUACCAGCAGGCCAGGCUGCAUGCACGUGGAGCUGCUGAGAUGGUGCUCCAGAUGAUCAGUGCCAGCAAAGGGCGACUUGGCCCCAUGGUGACUUGCACUCUAAAACUGGGCAUCUCUAUUCUUAAUGGAGGCAAUGUGGUUGUUCAGCAGAAAAUGCUGGACUACCUAAAAGAGAAAAGAGAUGCAGGUUUUUUCAAAGGUUUAUCUGGACUCAUGCAGUCUUGCAGUGUACUGGACUUGAAUGCAUUUGAGAGACAAAAUAAGGCAGAGAGCCUUGGAAUGGUGACUGAAGAAGGGUCAAUCAACGUGAGUGAGCGGGGUUCCAAAGUACUACAAAAUGAUGAGUUUACGAAGGAUUUAUUUCGGUUUUUGCAGCUUCUCUGUGAGGGCCACAACAAUGAUUUCCAGAACUUUCUGCGAACUCAGACAGGAAACACAACUACAGUGAAUAUCAUUAUUAGCACAGUGGACUACCUGCUACGUCUACAGGAGUCCAUAAGUGAUUUCUACUGGUAUUACUCUGGAAAAGAUGUCAUUGAUGAGCAUGGACAACGUAACUUCUCCAAAGCCCUGGCAGUAGCUAAACAGAUAUUCAACUCACUCACUGAGUACAUUCAGGGCCCUUGCAUUGGGAAUCAGCAGAGUCUGGCUCACAGCAGGUUGUGGGAUGCCGUGGUUGGAUUCCUUCAUGUCUUUGCCAACAUGCAAAUGAAAUUAUCACAGGACUCUAGCCAGAUUGAGCUGCUAAAGGAACUGAUGGAUUUGCAGAAAGAUAUGGUGGUCAUGAUGUUAUCUCUUCUGGAGGGUAAUGUGGUGAAUGGCACAAUCGGUAAGCAGAUGGUCGACACCCUAGUUGAGUCCUCAAGCAACGUGGAAAUGAUCCUCAAGUUCUUUGACAUGUUCCUGAAGUUGAAGGAUCUUACUACCUCUGACAACUUUAAAGAGUAUGACCCAGAAGGAAAAGGAAUUAUUUCUAAGAAAGAGUUCCAGAAGUCAAUGGAGAGCCAAAAGCAAUACACACAGUCUGAGAUCGAGUUUCUUCUCUCUUGUGCUGAGGCCGAUGAAAACGACAUGUUCAACUACAAGGAGUUUGUGGAACGCUUCCAUGAGCCAGCCAAGGACAUUGGCUUCAAUGUGGCUGUGCUGCUCACCAAUCUGUCUGAGCACAUGCCUCACGAUUCACGUCUAGCCACCUUCUUGGACCUGGCUGAGAGCGUGCUCAGUUACUUUGAGCCCUACUUGGGCCGUAUCGAGAUCAUGGGUGGCGCCAAGCGGAUUGAGCGAGUCUACUUUGAGAUCAGUGAGUCCAGCAGGGAGCAGUGGGAGAAGCCUCAGGUAAAAGAGUCCAAGCGACAAUUUAUCUUUGAUGUGGUCAACGAGGGAGGCGAGAGCGAGAAGAUGGAGCUGUUUGUAAACUUCUGUGAAGACACAAUCUUUGAGAUGCAGCUGGCUUCCCAGAUAUCCGAACCAGAUGCUGUGGAACGACCUGAGGAAGAGGAGGACGAGGUACAGAGUCUGUUGGAGGAACUGGCUGAGGGCGAAGACGGCUCCCAGGAGUCAGCUUCAGCAUUCACUGUCGCUUGCACCUCUGUGAAGAAGAAAAUGUCCAAGUUCCGUCAAACGCUGACCUUCAAGAGCAUGCGGAAACAGUUCAAGAAGUUCAAGAAAUUAACCAUCAGAGAAAUGAUCACUGGCUUCUUUUCCUUCUUCUGGAUGCUCUUCACUGGAUUCUUCAAAGGCAUUUUCGGCUUGAUCUUCGGAUUUUUCCAUAUUAUAUGGUCCUCAAUGUUUGGAGGAGGCCUUGUUGAGGGAGCUAAAAACAUGAAGGUUACAGACAUCUUGGGCAACAUGCCUGAUCCCACACAGUUUGGAAUUCAUGGCGAUGUACUGGAGGCAGAGAAAACUGAGAGUGGUGAUUUAGUGGUGUCUAUGGAAAUGGUACAAAUGGCUGGUCCUGGGGAGAAGUUAGAGGCCGAUGCCAUCAUAGAUCUCAUAAGUACACCGCCUAAGAGAGAGGGAAAGCAUGGACCUGAGCCAGGACUGGGGGAUGUCUCGGAGAUCAUGACAGAAGCCAGUCCCCCUGUUGAGAAGAAGAAAAGUCAGAAAGCUGCCGCAGAGGAGUCAGAACCGGAGAAAGCAGACACGGAAAAUCAGGAAAAAGAGGAUAAGCCCAAAGAGGAACAGCCUGAGGAGCCACAAGUGGAGGAAAAACCAGCGCCAAGAAAACGGCAUGGCACAACAAAGGAGGAAGCUCCAGCAUUCAUGGCCAGCUUCUUUGCCGGCUUAGAAGUCUACAAGACCAAGAUGCUGAACUACUUGGCUCGUAACUUCUACAACCUCCGUUUGCUGGCACUGUUCGUGGCAUUCGCAAUCAACUUCAUCCUGCUCUUCUACAAGGUGACUGGUGAAACUGAUGAUGAGGAGGAGGAGGAGGGUCCGUGGGGCGGUGAUGAUGAUGAGGAUGAUGGUGGUAUGGAAUUCUAUGUACUUCAGGAGAACACUGGCUAUAUGGCACCCACUCUGACUUUCUUGGCCGUACUGCACACCAUCAUUUCCCUCCUGUGCGUGGUGGGGUAUUACUGCCUGAAGGUUCCUUUGGUGGUAUUUAAGCGGGAGAAGGAGAUUGCCAGGAAACUUGAGUUUGAUGGCUUGUACAUCACUGAACAGCCCUCCGAUGAUGACAUCAAAGGACAGUGGGAUCGUUUGGUUAUUGCUACUCCGUCAUUCCCCAACAAUUACUGGGACAAAUUUGUCAAGAGGAAGGUCAUCAACAAAUAUGGGGAUUUGUAUGGAGCAGAGCGCAUUGCUGAACUCCUCGGUCUGGAUAAGAGCGCACUCGACUUUGAUCCCACUGAGGAAGCUGUGGUGAAGGAGGCCUCUUUGUUGUCGUGGUUGAGCUCUAUUGACACAAAGUACCACAUCUGGAAAAUGGGAGUUGUCCUUACUGACAAUUCUUUCCUUUAUCUGAUCUGGUACACCACCAUGUCAAUUCUGGGACAUUACAACAACUUCUUCUUUGCUGCUCACUUGCUGGAUAUUGCCAUGGGCUUCAAGACCCUGAGGACCAUCCUGUCCUCUGUAACACACAAUGGCAAGCAGCUGGUGUUGACUGUGGGCCUGCUGGCUGUUGUGGUCUACCUGUACACUGUGGUGGCCUUCAACUUCUUCCGCAAGUUCUACAACAAAAGCGAGGAUGAGGAUGAGCCUGACAUGAAGUGUGACGAUAUGAUGACUUGCUACCUAUUCCACAUGUAUGUGGGUGUGAGAGCCGGUGGUGGUAUUGGUGACGAGAUUGAGGAUCCAGCUGGAGACCCUUACGAGCUUUACCGCAUCCUCUUUGACAUUACGUUCUUCUUCUUCGUCAUUGUCAUCCUGCUGGCCAUCAUUCAGGGUUUGAUCAUUGAUGCCUUUGGUGAGUUGAGAGAUCAGCAGGAGCAAGUAAAGGAGGACAUGGAGACAAAAUGCUUUAUCUGCGGAAUCGGGAAUGACUACUUUGACACCACACCACAUGGCUUUGAGACUCACACCUUACAAGAGCACAACCUGGCCAACUACCUAUUCUUCCUGAUGUAUCUCAUUAACAAAGAUGAGACUGAACACACGGGUCAGGAGUCUUAUGUGUGGAAGAUGUAUCAGGAGAGGUGCUGGGACUUCUUCCCUGCUGGAGACUGCUUCCGCAAGCAAUAUGAGGACCAGUUGGGCUAAAGGGAGUAAUUACAGCCCCCAGCCCAAACUAUAAUCAGAUCACAAACCUGAACAAGAACCUCAAACUAGCUCUAAAUCACAUGCUGCUUACAUUUCCUCUCAAUCAUUCAGAAACAACAUGACUACAUGACAUGACUAAGAACUUGUUUUGGAUAAAAACAUCAUGCCAAAAGAAACACAAAGACGCAAAGUCCAACCUGCCAAAACAUAAUGUACGAAAUUUUAAAGACUGCGGUGGUUCUUUUGAUGUUUUGCUGCCUUUUUCAUCUUCUGAUGCUCAGAUGUUGCACAGUGAGAUGUGUGAAUAACCAUUACAGGAACACUUCUUCCAAAAACGCUGACAAAGAAUGAGCAUGGCUGUCAGGACAAGUUAGUGUAAUCACUUGCAUAAUGCUAACAGGCACCUACUAGCAGUCAUUCAUUAAAAGCAAAUUUAGUAUUUUUGAGUGAAGUAUUCCUUCAACAUGAGAUAUUUGACAUGCUGAGUGAAUGUCAGAACAUAUAUGCACAAAAUGUACUUUGUUUGUAUUCACUGAGUGCAGAACUAAAGAUUUAAGCUUGUCUUGGGACAAAAACUGAUGUAUGUGCAAUGCCUUUUAAGAUGGCAAACCAAACCACAGGAUGAGGAACACUGAAUGCAGAAUAUUUAUCCUUGAGCCCAUUAGAAUAGUUCAUCAAGUCAAAGUGCCUUAUGACGAAACCUAUGCAAAACAUUGUGCCCCUUCUCGUAUGUGUAGAAAGCCUGUAUUUUAGUUUAGAAUGACAGGCAGUCUUACCUGGAUUAGUUUUGUGCAUUUAGUUGAAAUUGUUUUAAGUACAGAACACAACUGCUGUUAUGUUUGGUUUCUUUUUAAUCGCAGAAACAUGCUUGGCUGAACAUCUCCCACAGCAUUAGGAAGUCAAUAGGAGAAUCCGAUACUAUUACAGCAACAAAUUUAUUGAACUGAAACAAGACAAAAUUGUAAACCACUAUUGUAUGGCCACUUGUGCAAUGUAUUUAAUUUUCAGGAAGGGGAAAGACUAAUAAAGUGAGCAA